AUGUCAGCCUUGACAUACACAAAAACGCAAAUUCUCAAGUUAACAAAUUCCGAAAAUUUUAUACGAGUCUUCCCCAUUAUACAACAAUCUUCAAUGUUGAGGUUUAAAGUAAUCACUCGCGUCACUUCCACUCAGACACGUUCCAAGUCUACUGUGCUGCUCAAAUUCUUUACCAAAGCACAUUGUAUGUUGUGUACGAAUGCCAAUGAAAUACUUCAACAAGCCAUAUCAUCACCCGAUGUGGAGAAUGUCAAACUCAACUUCACUAAAGUAGAUAUAAUGGACCCUAACAAUAAAGAAUGGUUUGAUAAGUACUGUUAUGAUGUUCCUGUACUCCACAUAGAACUGCCAAACGAUAACGUGGUUAAAAAACAUAUGCAUUAUUUUGACAAGUCACAACUCAUCAAGGAUUUUCUUACAUUGGAUACAAAAGAGGAACGCCUUUAG
Molecule: messenger RNA, 447 nt
Organism: Lodderomyces parapsilosis
Lineage: Eukaryota; Fungi; Ascomycota; Pichiomycetes; Serinales; Debaryomycetaceae
Exons: 1
Coding region: 1-447 (148 amino acids)
Source: RefSeq, a predicted model, not a curated record